Molecule: messenger RNA, 5136 nt
Organism: Rhea pennata
Lineage: Eukaryota; Metazoa; Chordata; Aves; Rheiformes; Rheidae
Gene: PLCH1
Product: phospholipase C eta 1
Exons: 23
Coding region: 1-5136 (1711 amino acids)
Biological process (GO): release of sequestered calcium ion into cytosol; phosphatidylinositol-mediated signaling; lipid metabolic process
Molecular function (GO): phosphatidylinositol-4,5-bisphosphate phospholipase C activity; calcium ion binding
Source: RefSeq, a predicted model, not a curated record
AUGGCUUUCCUUCUGGCAUCAGAGAUCUACCAUGUAGUGGGGAGUGUGGCCACUUCCGAAAAACUGCAACCGGCACAAAUGGUUGAAAGAUGCAUGAGUGUUAUGCAGUCUGGGACUCAGAUGGUUAAACUGAAGAGUGGAACCAAAGGGCUAGUUCGUCUCUUCUACCUGGAUGAACAUAGGACCUGCAUCCGAUGGAGACCAUCCAGAAAAAGUGAAAAGGCAAAAAUUGUCAUUGAUUCCAUUUACAAAGUUGCUGAAGGACGCCAGUCUGAAAUUUUCCACCGUCAUGCUGAGGGGAACUUUGACCCAAGCUGUUGCUUUACUAUUUAUCAUGGUAACCACAUGGAGUCACUGGAUCUGAUUACCUCUAACCCAGAGGAGGCUCGCACCUGGAUCACAGGACUGAAAUAUUUGAUGGCUGGAAUAAGUGAUGAGGACUCCCUUGCUAAACGACAGAGAACUCACGAUCACUGGGUGAAACAGACUUUUGAGGAAGCUGACAAGAAUGGAGAUGGUCUGCUGAAUAUUGAAGAGAUCCACCAGCUGAUGCAUAAACUAAAUGUUAACUUGCCCCGCCGGAAGGUCCGACAAAUGUUUCAGGAAGCUGACACAGAUGAGAAUCAGGGAACCCUAAAUUUUGAAGAGUUUUCAGUGUUUUACAAGAUGAUGUCCUUACGACGAGAUCUCUACUUAUUGCUCUUGAGCUACAGUGACAAGAAAGAUCACCUUACUGUUGAAGAACUUGCACAAUUCCUGAGGGUGGAACAAAAGAUGGAUAAUGUGACACCAGAAUAUUGUCUUGACAUCAUACAGAAGUUUGAAGUAUCAGAAGAAAACAAGGAGCAAAAUGUUUUGGGUAUUGAAGGUUUCACCAAUUUUAUGCGCAGUCCUGCUUGUGAUGUAUUUAAUCCACUGCAUUGUGAAGUACACCAGGACAUGGAUCAACCCCUUUGUAAUUACUUUAUUGCUUCAUCUCACAAUACGUACCUGACAGGAGACCAGCUGCUCUCCCAGUCCAGAGUGGAGAUGUAUGCACGAGUACUGCAAGAUGGUUGUCGAUGCGUUGAAGUAGAUUGCUGGGAUGGUCCAGAUGGAGAGCCAGUAGUGCACCAUGGCUAUACUCUUACUUCUAAAAUAUUCUUCCGGGAUGUGGCCGAAACUAUCAAUAAAUACGCCUUCAUCAAAAAUGAGUUUCCAGUGAUACUGUCUAUUGAAAAUCACUGCAGUAUUCAACAACAAAAGAAGAUCGCUCAGUACUUAAAGGAGAUAUUUGGUGACAAACUGGACUUGUCAUCUGUAAUCACUGGAGAUUCCAAACAGCUUCCUAGCCCUCAAAAUUUGAAAGGCAAAAUCCUAGUGAAGGGUAAAAAGCUGCCAUACAGUCUUGGAGAAGAUGCUGACGAAGGAGAAGUUUCAGAUGAGGAUAGCGCUGAUGAAAUUGAAGAUGACUGCAAGUUAAAGUUCUGCUAUAGUAAUGGUGCAACUGAGCACCAGAUGGAAUCUUUCAUAAGAACGAAACUUGAAUCUCUAAUAAAAGAAUCCCAAAUCAGGGAUAAAGAAGAUCCUGACAGUUUCACUGUGAGAGCACUACUAAAAGCAACUCAUGAAGGUUUAAAUGUUAACCUGAAACAGAACCUGGACAUGAAAGAAAGUGGAAAAAAAUCUCAUGGUCGAUCAUUAAUGGGCAACUUUGGUAAACACAAAAAAACUGUGAAGGCAAGCUCCAAAUCCCAGAGUACAUCUGAUGAUGAAGAAAGUCAGCAAAAUUCUGGAAAGGAAUCAGGACAGCUCCACAGAAUGGCUCGUCGAAGAAAAACUGUGAAGCUGUGCCGAGCUCUGUCUGAUCUAGUGGUAUACACAAACUCAGUGGCAGCCCAGGAUAUAGUAGAUGAUGGAUCAACAGGAAAUGUGCUAUCAUUCAGUGAAACAAGAGCUCACCAAGCAGUGCAGCAGAAAGCUGAACAGUUUAUGCUUUACAACCAGAAACAGCUUACAAGGGUAUAUCCAUCUGCAUAUCGGAUUGACUCCAGCAAUUUCAAUCCUAUACCAUAUUGGAAUGUUGGUUGCCAGUUAGUGGCACUGAACUACCAGUCUGAAGGACGCAUGAUGCAAAUAAAUGAAGCAAAAUUUAGGGUAAAUGGCAACUGUGGUUAUGUCCUCAAACCUCAGCAAAUGUGCAAAGGUACCUUCAACCCCUACUCUGCUGAUCCACUUCCUGCCAGUCCUAAAAAGCAGCUUAUUCUGAAAAUCAUCAGUGGACAGCAGUUACCUAAGCCUCCCGACUCAAUGUUAGGAGACAGAGGAGAGAUAAUAGAUCCCUUUGUCGAGGUGGAAAUUAUUGGAUUACCUGUUGACUGCUCUAAAGAUCAGACAAGGGUGGUUGACGACAAUGGGUUUAAUCCUGUUUGGGAGGAAACACUCACUUUUACCAUCCACAUGCCUGAAAUAGCUUUGGUUCGAUUUCUUGUUUGGGACCAUGACCCUAUUGGGCGAGACUUCGUUGGACAAAGAACUCUGGCCUUUAGCAGUCUUGUGCCUGGUUAUCGCCAUGUGUAUUUAGAAGGGCUCACAGAAGCAUCCAUAUUUGUUCAUAUAACCAUCAAUGAAAUCUAUGGAAAGUGGAGCCCUUUAAUCCUCAAUCCCAGUUACACUAUAUUGCACUUUCUAGGAGCCACAAAGAAUAAGCAGCUGAUAGGACUCAGAGGGCUGUUUAACAAGAACCCUAAGCACAAUUCUGCUGAAAACAACGGGCACUAUGUACGGAAGCGAUCUAUUGGCGAUCGAAUUCUCCGGCGCACAGCCAGUGCACCAGCAAAAGGUAGAAAGAAAAGUAAAAUGGGUGUUCUGGAAGCUAUUGAAAUUAAGGACAGUGCAUCUGAACCAACAGACCUGAAAGACAAAGGAGUUACAAGACGUACAACCCGGAGUUUGCAAGCACGGCCUGCUUCUAUGCCAGUGGACAAAUAUCUUAUAGGAUUACCAUGCACAGAAGGUGAAGCUGUUCAAGAUGCCAGAGGAAAAGAAAAUUCAUCUGCCAACAGUGAUGCUACAAGUAAGAAGGAAGCAAACUUGAAAGAAUCUGGUUUUACAUAUUCUGAGAAAAACACAACUACUUCUCAUUUGGCAUCUGUCUUUAAAAAAGAGAAUCCCCAGAUGGAGACUAAAACUGACCCUUCUCUAAUAGCACCCCUACAGGAAAAACAUGUAGCUUUUGCACAUGGGGUAGCUGAAACAGAUCACCUUGCAGGGUGUCAGGAAAAUCAUCUUUCUGGUGAAACUGUCCCUCUAAUACGGGACUCUGGUUUUGAACUUGUCAUAGAAAAAACAAAAGAUGAAAAUUGUGCAGACCAUAAAAGGGAAGAUGACACAAAAGUGUCUACAGAGGAGAAAAUAACACUGGUGGGAACUUCCCUUUCUCAGAAAGUAGAGGAUAUUGAAAAUCAUAAAUACGACAUCAUCAAGAAAAGCACCACAGCAGCUUUCAUGCUGACAGAUAUUUCUUCUACCAUCUGCUCUGAUCUUCUUGGUUUACACUCCACUUCAACCAUGCAAGACAGUGACAUUUCUCGUCUUAUAGACGAAGUUUCUUUAAUGAAUGAGAGUGAGAUGGAUAGCUCUGUCUCAGCACUGAUUGGACAGUUUGAUGCCACAAAUGACCAAACUAAUCUCACUGUAGUCUCAAGUCUCCAUGGAGCUAGCAGCCAGACCUUCAGUGUGAUGUCUGCAAAUCCGCAUAUGCUUACUGCAGAUGUUAACACUCCAUGUAAGAGCAACUUGACUACCAAAAAAUCCCCUUUAUUCUCAACUCCAAAUACUACUGUGUUCUCCAGCCCAGAGACUACUGAAUAUUCUGUGUGCACGAUUAUCCAUGAGGCAUCUCUUACACCAACUUCUGAAUGUAAUACCCACAGUGAAUUAGUUUGCACAAAAAAGUUGAACAAUAUGGAAAAUAACUUGCUGUCUUCUGCUUGUACUUCACCUCUCUCUUUGCUAAAUGCAAAUCCCAAAACAAAAUGUGGUACAAGUUGGGAAGCCCUUGAAUCUGCCGGUUCUUUUGCUUCCGAUAGCCUCAUCUUUGAGGAUGCGCUAGUUGACCCUUCCACUUGUGAAAAUUCAGAAAGCAGCAGUCUUGUAGAAGUAGAUGGAGAUUCUCAAGAUCUGCUGGUAACUGCAUGUGAAUACAAAAGAGAAGAUAUGAGCCAGAUGGCUUCCCCUUUGAAACUAAGGCAAAAGCAGGACGUCGGGCACAGUCGUGAGAGGAGCUCUGGGAAUAAUGCAACUGUUGAGGAGCUCUGUGUUGCUGCCCUGGAUUGCUCAAAUAACUUCAGGACUGCAAGGUGUCAGUUCCCUUUCCCAACAUACGGAAACCUUGGCUUUUUACGUCAUUAUCAUCAGAUAUCAGAUAUGCAAAAAGAUGAAAUGUAUACCUCCCAGGGAUCCCAACUUAAUGUACACUUGCCUGGACUGAAGAAUGCUUUGCCUUUCCCACCUUCUACAGUCAUCAAACAGACUAGUCCUUGCAAAUCCAAGAGUCUUGGUGACUUAACAUCAGAGGAUAUUUCCUGCAAUUUUGAAAGUAAGUACCAGUACAUAAGUAGAAGCUUUAUCACAUCUGGCAUGAGAGACAAGAAACUCGCUGCUAUGAAGAAUAUGAGACCACAUUCCACAGAUGCUCUGACAGAACAGCUGAGAAAAUUGGUGUCCCUGGACCAGGAUGACAGCUGUCAAACAUUGUACUCCAGGCAGAUUGAUGAUGACUGCCCAAAGGCACUGGUCAGAAAACUGUCAUCCAGAAGCCAGAGUAGAGUACGGAAUAUAGCCAGUCGUGCCAAGGAGAGACAGGAAGCCAGCAAGCAAAAAUUUUCUAAUGCAAGUAGCAUAGCAGGGGUCGUUCUUCGGAACAAGCCUUCAGCAUCUCCUCACACUAUCAACAGGCAUUCAACAGGCUCUUACAUAGCCAGGUACCUAAAUGGAUUUGCUGGGGAAGAUUCGGAAAGCCGAGGAAUACCAGAGGGUGCAUGUGCUGCUCUGCACUAUAGGUGUGGAGAUCAGCUGUAUGCACAUGAUUCUGUUGUGCAAUUGGAAUCCAGUAGUGAUGAUAAGCCAGAAAUAUAUUUCCUGCUGAGACUGUAG